Molecule: messenger RNA, 2142 nt
Organism: Rhincodon typus (whale shark)
Lineage: Eukaryota; Metazoa; Chordata; Chondrichthyes; Orectolobiformes; Rhincodontidae
Product: potassium voltage-gated channel subfamily V member 2-like
Exons: 2
Coding region: 358-1749 (463 amino acids)
Biological process (GO): potassium ion transmembrane transport; protein homooligomerization
Cellular component (GO): membrane; voltage-gated potassium channel complex
Molecular function (GO): delayed rectifier potassium channel activity
Source: RefSeq, a predicted model, not a curated record
CAAAUCCAACAGAUUUAUUUGAAGUCACAAGGUUUCGGAGUACUGCUCCUUCGUCAAAUGAAGUGACGAGCCUACCUUAGCCCAUCUUUUUGCCUGCAAGUGAAAGGUUUUUUUCCCCCUUCGGUUGAUUAUUCAAUUCCAUUCCUCCAGCCACUAGCGACGCUGACCAAAAGUGGUGAUAUUUUUACCAUAGCAGGGGGAUUACAGUUUAAGGUAUAGCCCAGCAGGCAGUAUAGGAACCCGGGGACAGAGCUGCCCAGCUCAGCCCUUAAUCCAAUCCGCCUAAUCUAAUCCUUUAAUGGGCUUCUGGGUAGGAUUUAGAGCGGGGUUGGGGCACCAGGCAGCCAGGCCGGCGGCAUGGAGGACCUGGUCUGGAGCGGGAUCAGCAGCAGCUCCGAGUCCCCGAGCUGCAGCGACGAGGAAGCCGGGGCCCCGGAGGAAUGCACGGAGCCUCCUCUCCGCCUGAAUGUGGGCGGCACCCGGUUCGUGGUCGGCCGGCAGCAGGCAGCCCGUUUCCCUAGCAGCCGCCUCGGGAAGUUGGCUGCCUGCCGGGGCCUGGAACAGGGCCUGCUACUCGCUGAUGACUACUCUGUCGAGCAGAACGAGUUCUUCUUUGACCGGGACCCCGCGGUGUUCCAAGCGGUCUGGCAGCUGUACCGGAGCGGCCGGCUCUGGCCUUGGACCGGCCUGGGCCUGUGCUCCCACCGGUACCACUCCGAGCUGCAGUAUUGGGGAGUGCGGGGAGCCCAGGCCCAGCGCUGCUGCCGCCUCCUAUUGCAGGAGCGACACCGGCGAGAGGCCGAGGAGGAGCAGCUCCGACUGCAGCUGCAGGCCGUGCUGGGCCUGUCUCCGGGCCCCAAGCCACCUCCGGGCCCGGCUCACUGGCUCGGCCGUUACCGCUACCGGCUGUGGGAGCUCCUGGAGAAGCCGCCGUGCACGGCCGCGGGCCGCCUGCUCCGGGUAUCGGGCUGCCUGACCGUGCUACUGUCCAUCGCCGUGCUGAUCCUGGGUACCGUGCCUGAGCUGAGCGGGAGCCCGAGGCCUGUCCUCUGGGCCCUGGAGACCGGCUGCAGCUGCAUCCUCAGUGCCCAGUUUCUGCUCCGCCUGGUCUCGGCCCCGCAGCCCCACCGCUUCCUGCUCGGCCCCAUCAACCUGGCUCACCUGCUGGCGCUGCUACCCUUCUACAGUGAGCUGGCGGCAGGCCGCCUGCGGACUGGAGAGUCCUGGCCCCGGGCCGAGCACAGCCGCCUCCUCCUCCGUGCAGCCCGCCCGCUCCGAGUGCUCCGGGUGCUGACCCUGGCCCGCUACUCCACCGGACUCCGGGCUUUCGGCUUCACCCUGCGCCGCUGCUCGCAGCAGGUUUGCUGCCUUCUGCUCUUCAUGGCCCUGGGGAUCUUCACCUUCUCGGCCCUGGUUCACCAGGCCGAGCACCAUCUCCCCGGAACCAACUUCAGCAGCAUCCCGGCGUCCUGGUGGUGGGCGGCGGUUAGCAUGUCAACAGUUGGUUAUGGAGACAUCAUUCCUGAGACGCUGCUGGGUCGAGUGUUUGCGUUUGGCUGUAUUUCCUUUGGGAUCAUACUGAACGGCAUGCCGAUCUCCAUGCUUUUUAACAAGUUCUCAGACUAUUAUGCUAAACUGAAGGCCCUGGAACGGGCUUCAAUGUUGAAAGAAAGGGGAGAAAUUGCUCUGAAAGAUCGGGUUCUGAGGAAACUGGCCCAAUGCUGUGAAAAUCAGGUCCCCAGAGACUGAGAAGUGAAGACACAGAUAUAACCCUGUGGAACCUAGUGGGAAAUCAGGGAAUAUCUAGGCUAUCCUCAUGUUCAGAUUGGAGCGUGACUUCUGCUGAUCACCCCCCGCCCCCCGCGAGUUUCUUCCUUCAGCACUGAGUAGCCCAGAGCACUUGAGCACUGAGUCUGUGGGUAGCUGUGGUUAUAGUGACCAUGUACAGAAAAACUUGAUCCUGGCCCUGAGCAUCACACCCACCAGGGAAACGCAUAUGGAGUAAACCGCACCAGAUCCUGUCUGAUCUGGUGAGGCUAGAAACCAGUCAAUCCCUUUGUCAGUUAGUGGCGUGAACUCAUUUCAUACAAAAGGUACCAAACCCAACAUUCUUCGUUAAUUGAGAUAACAAUUUGUAGAGCU